Agelaius phoeniceus (red-winged blackbird) is the source of this 9317-nucleotide messenger RNA. Lineage: Eukaryota; Metazoa; Chordata; Aves; Passeriformes; Icteridae. The record is from RefSeq and is a predicted model, not a curated record.
AUGGCUUCUUCCCGGGAGCGCCUCUGCGAGCUCUGGAUGCUCUACUUCGCCAAGCCCUCCCCGGGGCGGUUUGGGGUCACCCCGGGAGGAUUUUUGGGGUCCCCGUGUCCCCCCCGCUGCCGGCGCCACCGCCCGGCGACAGCAUUCCCGGUUCGGCAUUCCCGGUUCGGAUUCCGGUUGGGCAUUCCUGAUUUGGAUUCCCGGUUCGGAUUCCCGGUUCGGAUUCCCGGCUCGGAUUCCCGGCGCUCCCAGGCGGCUCCGCGCCGGCCGAGCCCCGAAGCGGCCGAACCGGCUCUGCCAGCCGGGAACCGGCUGCGACAGCUCCGCGGGGUGGCACCGCCACCGCCACCGGGAGGGACCGCGGCCUCGGGAGGGCACACCGGGAACGCGGCACCGCCGCUCCGGUGGGCGCAGCGGGAAUUCGGGUUCGGGAUGCAGCUCCGCGUGGGCGCCCCGGGAGUUUUGGAACAGCAGCUCCAGCCCGUUCCGGCCCCGCUGCGCCGGCGCCGCUCCCACGGCUGCGGGGCCAUGGAGGGCCACGGCCACCCCCAGGGACAGAAGGACCUGUCCUACCUGCAGCAGUGGCUGGAGGCUUUCGUCACCAGCUUCGAGAGGGUCAUCGCCCUGCCCUCGCUGGAGCCCCACAGGCCCGAGGAGCCGGGCUCCGAGAUCCCGGCGCUGCCGCGGGAGGUGCUGCAGGUGCUGAGCCAGAGGCUGGGACACUGCGUGGCCCUGGGGACACAGGGGCUGGGCCAGGCCCUGCUGCUGCUCAAGUUCUUCAUCAUCAUCUGCAGGAACCUGGAGAACAUCCAACCCGACAGGAGCCCCGGCUGCCUCCCGCACGUCCUGCGGCUGCUGCGGCUCUGCGGGAGCCAGCUGCGGAGCAUCCCGGGGGACGAGCAGAGCCGGGCACAGCUGGAAAAGGGGACACGGCCGGAAAAUGGGGCACAGCUGGAAAAUGGGGCACAGCUGGAAAAUGGGGCACAGCUGGAGAAGGGGACACGGCCAGAAAAUGGGACACAGCUGGAGAGCCGGGGAAAUGGGGCACAGCUGGAAAAGGGGACACAGCUGGAGAAGGGGACACGGCCGGAAAAUGGGACACAGCUGGAGAGCCGGGCACAGCUGGAGAACGGGAUGCUCCACGCCCUGCACCUCUGCGAGUGCUUCCUCGACCCCUACCAGACCUGGCGGCGGCAGCUGAGCGGGGAAUCCAUCAGUGCCAAGGAGAAGAGCAAAUACAAGUUCGCCCCCGCCCCGCUGCCCCCCGAGUUCGGUGCCUUUUUCCAAGAGAGCUUCCAAGGCGGGAAGCAGCUCCCAGAAACGAUCCAGCUCCGGAUUAUCCAUCUUUUUGGAGCCAUCCUCUCCGGAUCCAAGCCCAACGCGCUCGAGGCCAUCACGCCCGCGGCUCUGGAGGUGCUGCUGGGGGUGCUGCAGCGGGGUGGCAGCGGCGCCGCCCUGUCCCCCGCGCUGCUGGAGGUGACGCUGCGCUCCGUGGUGGCCGCGGUGCACGUCCUGCACGGCUCCAGCCCCGGCACCGGCCCCGUGUCCCUGCGGAGCCUCCUGGACGGAUUCUUCAGGGUGCUCAACUCCCACCUGCCCGCGGCGGCCGGCGGCGGCCUCAUCGCCCUGCGGGUGCUCAUGCUGGAUGCCAUCCCGGCCAUGCUGAGCUGCCAGGACCGGCCGGUGCUCCAGGCCGUGUUCCUCAGCAACAACUGCUUCGAGCACAUCAUCCGCCUGCUCCAGAACAGCAAGCUCUACCUCGGCAGCUCGCGGGAGGCGGGUGAAGCCCGGGACGAGGUUCCCACGCGGAACGGGGAUGGACUCCAGCAGGUCAGUGCCAGCAGCUCCGACGCCAUCGCUGUCCACGCCCUCAGGGUGCUCACAGCCAUCAUGAGCAACUCGCCCUCAGCCAAGGAGGUGUUCAAGGAGCGCAUCGGCUACGCCCACCUCUACGAGGUGUUGAGGAGCCAGGGCCAGCCCACCCAGCAUCUGCUCCAGGAGCUCCUCAACAUGGCAGUGGAGGGUGACCACAGCUCCUUCCCAGUGCGUCCCAUCUGCAACGAGCAGCCCCUGCUGAUGCUGCUGGCCUGGCUGCCGGCGCUGGAGUGCCGGGAUCUCCAGCUGUUCCUGUCGGCGUGGCUGCGGCGCCUCUGCGAGGCCUCCCUGCCCAGCCGCCUCACCUGCGUCAAGGCAGGCAUGGUGGGCUCCCUGCUGGCUGCCUUGGCCACCGAGCCAGCUCUUCCCAGCGCCUGCUCCCAAAACCUGCUGGAGCUGCUGCGCUCCUUGGGCAGCCUCUCCAUCCGGCCCGGGGAGCUGCGGCAGCUCCUGCGGCUGCUGCGGCGCGAGCGGGGCCGGGGCCCUCAUCCCUACGUGGCUCCGGUCAUCCGGGCACUGUCCGGCAUGGCCAGGGGCGAGGGGCCUCCCCGGGCACUGCAGAGCUUCGACCUGAGCCCCGGCAUGGCCGGGAUCAUGGUGCCCACCAUCCAGAAGUGGCCCGGCGGCGCCUUCGCCUUCCAUGCCUGGCUGUGCCUGAGCGAGGAGGAGCCGGAGCCGCCGGCGAGGCCGAAGAGGAGGCAGCUCUACAGCUUCUUCACGGCGGGCGGGACGGGCUUUGAGGCGUUCUUCACCGCGGGCGGCGUGCUGGUGGUGGCCGUGUGCACCAAGAAGGAUUACAUGACGGUGGCACUGCCCGAGUUUCCCUUCAACGACUCUGCUUGGCACUGUGUUGACAUCGUCCACGUGGCCGGCCGCCGGCCCUUCGGCCAGAACAUCGUCAGCAUCUACGCUGAUGGACACCUGCGGAAAACGGCACAGCUCCGCUUCCCCUCCCUCCACGAGUCCUUCACCUCCUGCUGCAUCGGCUCCGCGGGCCACCGGACCACCACGACGGCCGCCACCGCUGCCAGCCACCCUCCGGCACCCCACGGGCCAGAGCUGGUCUUCACCCAGCACCCUGUGCUGGGACGCUCCCAGUCCGUCCCUGCCACCCUCGGUCCCCACUCUUGGACCCCCACCCAGCUGCCCACGGAGGGGGUGGUGGCCACCACGGCGGCCGGAAGCCAGGACACGGAGUGGGGCAGCCCCACCUCGCUGGAGGGUCACCUGGGCUCCGUGGCCAUCUUCUGUGAGGCUCUGCAGCAAGCCCAGGUCAAGGCUCUCUUCUGUGCAGGACCAAAUGUCACAUCCCUGUUCACACUGGAAGGGGACUUGGUGGAGCUCAGCAGUAAACUCUUGCUGUACUACACCCCCCAGGCCUGCAGGAACAACAUCUGCCUGGACCUCUCCCCCAGCCACAGCUUGGACGGGAGGCUCACGGGACACAAGGUGGUCAACUGGGACAUCAAGGAUGUGGUCAACUGCGUGGGUGGGAUGGGGGUGCUCCUGCCCCUGCUCGAGCAAGUGGUGUCCAAGACGGAGGAGCCCGAGGAUGAGCAGGAGACCAACGACCUGGUGGGGCCGGAGCUGACGUCCUCCAGGAACGCCCAGGGCAUGCUCAUCCCGCUGGGAAAGUCCUCAGAGAGCAGGCUGGAGAGGAACAGCGUGGCCGCCUUCCUGCUGCUGGUGAAGAACUUCCUGCAGAACCACGCCGUGAACCAGGAGAGCCUGGUGCAGUGCCACGGGCCGGCCAUCAUCGGAGCGCUGCUGCACAAGGUCCCUGGCACGCUGCUGGACAUGAGCACCUUGGUGGCCUCGCAGAUCCUCAUGGAGCAGGUGGCUUCUGAGGGCAGCGGGUUCCUGCUGCACCUCCUCUACCAACACCUGCUCUUUGAUUUCCGCAUCUGGAGCAACAGCGACUUCGCCGUGCGCUUAGGUCACAUCCAGUACCUGGCCAGCGUGGUCAAGGACCACAAGCAGCGCAUCCGCAAGAAGUACGGGGUGCAGUUCAUCCUGGACUCCAUCCGGACCUACUACGGGGAGAAGACCACGGCCACCGAUGACAUCAGGACGGUGCAGACAUCCCUUUUCAGCCUGGUGAAGGAUUUCUUCUGCAGGAGCUUCUCCGGGGAGGAGAUGCAGAGCCUGCUGAACUACCUGGCAGGGGCACAGGAUGAGCAGCAGGUGUGUGGGGCGCUGGAGGUGAUCCACAGCCUGCUGAAGGGCUCCCCAGCCCAGGAGCAGCUCUUCGCCUUCCUCUUCGAGCCGGGCCACGUGGAGCUGCUCUUCUCCCUGCUGGUGCAGAAGAGGUUCUCGGAUGAAGUGAGGGAAAGGGUCUUCAAGGUCCUCUACAAGAUGCUGAAGUACGAGAAGGUCCCCGAGCGCAUCAAGAGCCGCCUGAAGCUGAAGGACAUCGGCUACCACGGGCUCAUCUCCUACCUCAGCGACAUUCCCGGCUCCAUGCUGCUCUUCCGCUGCCUCUCGGAGCAGGUCCUGGGGGCAGACCCUCCCAACUACAAGGACCUGGUGGCCGUGGUGUACCUGUCCCACCGGGCUGAGCUGAGCAUCCGACUCGACAUCUGCCGCAAGCUCUUCCACCUGAUCUAUGCGCAGCAGGACCUGGUGAAGCAGCUGGCCAGGCUGGCUGGCUGGCAGGACACGCUCACCAAGCUCUACGUGAAGGAGUCCUACGAGUGCCGCCAGCACAGCCUGAGCCCCGCGGGCUGCCCGGAGCUGCUGCGCCUCUCCGAGCCCUCUGGGACGAGCCCGCCGCCCACCGAGCUCCAGGAGCUCGAUGUCUUCCUCCCGCUGGGAUACGAGGCCUCGGACCAGGAGCUCUCCGAGGGCUUCUCCGACCUCUCCAUCUCCCCGAGUGGCCGCACCAAGUCCUUCCACUCCUACAACUUCAAGUCCUUCGACUCCUCGGACCGGGCCAGCCGCUCGUCCUCCAACCCUGGGGACGGUCCCACCUUCGAUGGCGUCUACCACCCGCUGUCCCCCUUCUCCACCUCGCCCUUCGACCUGGGGCUGGACCUGGCCAGCACCAGCUCCAUGGCCACGGCCGAGAGCGGCACCCAGACCCCGGCCAGCGGCCCCGGCACCCCCUCACCCCUGGAGAGCUUCAAGCCCUUCCCGGGAAUGCGAGCGCGCAAGAGCUCCAGCCUGUCCAACGUCCUGGACGAGAGCAGCUACCAGGAUGUGCUGCCCAGCGACAACGUCUCCAACACCAGCAACCCCCAGCAAACCCCCGAGGAGGAGCUGUGCAACCUCCUGACCAACAUCAUCUUCUCGGUGACGUGGCGCGGGGUGGAGGGCUGGGACGAGGCGGCCUGGAGGGAGCGGGGCCAGGUCUUCUCCGUGCUCACCAAGCUGGGCACAGCCUGCGAGCUGGUGCGGCCCCCAGACGAGAUCAAGCGCAGCCUGCUGGAGAUGAUGCUGGAGUCGGCGCUGACCGACCUGAAGGAGUCGGGCCCGGCCGCGCUGCCCGGGCUCACCCACAACGCCCUGAAGCUGCUGCGGCUGCUCCAGGAUUUCCUCUUCUCCGAGGGACACAACAACCAGGCCCUGUGGAGUGAGAAGAUCUACGAGGGGGUCAGCAGCCUGCUGGACAAGCUGGGCGUGUGGCACCACCUGGCCAACGGCACCUCGGACCUGAAGGAGAUGGCGCAGACGGGGCUGCGGGUGCUCGUGGGGUACAUCCUGCUGCAGGACCCCCAGCUGCACUCCCUGGCCUACGUGAAGCUGCACAGCCUCCUGCAGACCACGUCGGCGCCGCGCAGGGACGAGGCCUGUUACCUGCUGGGGAAGCUGGAGACGCCCCUGCGGCGCUCCCUGGACUCCAGGUCGGAGACCUUCUCCUGGCUGGUGCCCAUCAUCCGCACGCUGAUGGAUCAGUGCUACGAGACCCUGCAGCUGCAGCAGUUCCUGCCCUCGCUGCCGCCCACCAACGGCAGCCCCACCUUCUACGAGGAUUUCCAGCUCUUCUGCACCACCCCGGAGUGGAGGGGCUUCAUCGAGAAGCACGUGCAGCCCACCAUGGCCCAGUUUGAGAUGGACACGUUCGCCAGGAGCCACGACCUGAUGUCCAAUUUCUGGAACGCCUGUUACGAUGCCAUGAUGAGCAGCUCGCAGCGCCGGGAGCAGGAGAAGGCAGCCAGCCGCAAGUUGUUCCAGGAGCUGGUGCUGGAGCCGGCGGCGAAGCGCUGCAAGGCGGAGAACGCGCGGCACGCCAACGUCCUCAAGCAGGCCAACAACCAGCACAGCACCGUGCUCAAGCAGUGGCGCUCCCUGUGCCGCCUGCUCACCUCGCCCCGCUCCGCCUGGGCCGACCGGAACCCACCGGAGGUUCGCUGGAAGCUGUCAAGUGCCGAGACCUACUCCAGGAUGAGGCUGAAGCUGGUGCCCAAUCUCAAUUUUGACCAGCACUUGGAGGCCAGCGCCCUACGGGACAAUCUGGGAGCUGACCAUCUCCAGAACCCCGCCGAGUCCCUCCCGCUCGCCAUGGCCAAGGAGGCCAAGGUGAGCGAGCUGGAGGAUGACCAGCUGGCCGAGGAGGACCUCCCUGUCCUGGACAACCAGGCUGAGCCCAAGGAGCAGAACCAGCGGGAGAAGCUGGUGGUGUCGGAGGACUGCGAGCUCAUCACGACGGUGGCCGUGGUCCCUGGGCGCCUGGAGGUCACAACCCAGCACGUGUAUUUCUACGACGGCAGCAGCGAGAAGGAGGAGACGGAGGGAGGGAUCGGCUACGACUUCAAGCGCCCCUUGUCCCACCUGCGCGAGGUCCACCUGCGCCGCUACAACCUGCGCCGCUCCGCCCUCGAGCUCUUCUUCAUCGACCAGGCCAACUACUUCCUCAACUUCAGAAAGAAGGUGAGGAACAAGGUGUAUUCCAGCAUCCUUGGUCUGCGGCCCCCUAACCAGACCUACUUCGGCAGCCGGUCCCCCCAGGAGCUGCUCAAAGCCUCGGGGCUCACACAGAAAUGGGUCCUGCGGGAGAUCUCCAACUUCGAGUACCUCAUGCAGCUGAACACCAUCGCGGGCCGCACCUACAACGACCUGUCCCAGUACCCCGUGUUCCCCUGGAUCCUGCGGGAUUAUGUCUCGGAGACCCUGGACCUCACCAACCCGGCCGUGUUCCGGGACCUGUCCAAGCCCAUUGGGGUGGCCAACGAGCGGCACGCCCGCGACGUCAAGGAGAAGUACGAGAGCUUCGAGGACCCCACGGGCACGGUGGACAAGUUCCACUACGGCACUCACUACUCCAACGCCGCCGGGGUCAUGCACUACCUGAUCCGCACCGAGCCCUUCACCACGCUCCACAUCCAGCUGCAGAGUGGCAGGUUUGACUGCUCGGACCGGCAGUUCCACUCGGUGCCGGCGGCGUGGCAAGCCCGCAUGGAGAACCCGGUGGAUGUCAAGGAGCUCAUCCCAGAGUUCUUCUACUUCCCGGAGUUCCUGGAGAACCAGAACGGCUUUGACCUGGGCUGCCUCCAGCUCUCCAAUGAGAAGGUUGGGGAUGUGGUGCUGCCACGGUGGGCGCGCUCCCGCGAGGACUUCAUCCAGCAGCACCGCAAAGCCCUGGAGUCGGAAUAUGUCUCCGCCCACCUCCAUGAGUGGAUCGACCUCAUUUUUGGGUACAAGCAGCGCGGCCCGGCCGCCGUGGAGGCUCUCAACGUCUUCUACUACUGCACCUACGAGGGGGCCGUGGACCUGGAUGCCAUCACCGACGAGACGCAGCGCAAGGCUCUGGAGGGCAUCAUCAGCAACUUUGGGCAGACGCCCUGCCAGCUGCUCAAGGAGCCACACCCUGCCCGGCUGUCAGCAGAGAGCGCCGCCCGCAGGCUGGCCACCCUCGACACCCGCUCCCCCAACGUCUUCGAGAACCUGGGCCAGCUCAAGUCCUUCUUUGUGGAGGGCAUCAGCGAUGGGGUGGCCCUGGUGCAGGCCGUGGUCCCCAAGAACCAGGCACAUUCCUUCAUCACUCAGGGAUCCCCUGACAUCCUGGUCACCGUGAGUGCCAACGGCUUGUUGGGGACCCAUAACUGGCUGCCCUACGACAAGAACAUCUCCAACUACUUCAGCUUCACCAAAGACCCCACUGUCACCAACGCCAAGACCCAGCGCUUCCUGCAGGGCCCCUUUGCCCCCGGGGCCGACCUGAGCUCGCGCACGCUGGCCGUGUCCCCCGAUGGGAAGCUGCUCUUCAGCGGGGGACAUUGGGACAACAGCCUCCGUGUCACCUCGCUGGCCAAAGGCAAGGUCGUGGGGCACAUCACCCGGCACAUAGAUGUUGUCACCUGCCUGUCACUCGACCUGUGUGGCAUCUACCUCAUUUCUGGCUCACGGGACACCACCUGCAUGGUGUGGCAGGUCCUACAGCAGGGUGGCUUUUCCAGCGGCUUGGCUCCCAAACCCGUCCAGGUGCUGUACGGCCAUGACGCCGAGGUGACGUGUGUGGCCAUCAGCACCGAGCUGGACAUGGCCGUGUCCGGCUCCAAGGACGGCACCAUCAUCACCCACACCGUGCGCCGGGGUCUCUUCAUCCGCUCCCUGCGGCCGCCCGGCGAGAGCUGCCCCCCUGCUGUCCUGUCCCACCUGGCCGUGGGGCCCGAGGGACAGGUGGUGGCCCAAACCUCCGUGGGGCAGCCCUCCUGCUCCAAGGAGAGGUUCGCGCUGCACCUGUACUCGGUGAACGGGAAGCUCCUGUCCUCCGUCCCGCUGGACCGGGAGGUGACAGCCAUGUGCCUGACCGAGGACUUCGUGGUGCUGGGGACCUCGGAGUGUGGGCUGGAGAUCCGUGAGCUCCAAAGCCUGAGGGCGGCCGUGCCCCCUGUGCCCAUGCGGGUGCCCGUGCACAGCGUGUCCGUCACCAAGGAGAAGAGCCACAUCCUGGUGGGGCUGGAGGAUGGAAAACUCAUCGUGGUGGGCGCUGGGCAGCCCGCGGAGGUGCGGCCGGGCCAGUUCCACCGGCGGCUGUGGCGCUCCACGCGGCGAAUCUCCCAGGUGUCGGCCGGAGAGACGGAAUACAACCCCGCCGAGGGCAGGGCCUAGGCUGGCACCCACCACCACCCACCCAGCCCCGGGGGCCCCGUGCCCCCCACACGGACUGGGGGACCCCCGGGCACCGAGGGGGGCCCGGAGAGCCCCGUCCUGCCCGCCAUCCGUGGCCUUAUCCAGCCCCGCUGGGGUGUGCAGCCCCCCUGGACUUUGGGGAGACGCCUCCCCCGUUGUCACAGCGGGGUGGGGACAGCAGGAGGUGGGGACCCCUCGCUGGGAAGGGGGGUGGCACAGCCCCCCCGCCGUGCCCGCUGGCCAGGAGCCGGCAGCGUGUGGGUCCCCCCCCCCCCUUAUUUUUUAUUUCUAUCCAUUUUUAGAGGUUUUACAGAAAAAGAAUUGUUAUUAAUAAUAAUAAUAAUUAAUAAUAAUAAUAUAUCUGUGGGAAA